AUGGCUACCACGCUCCAACAGAACGGGCAGCCCCUUGUGGUGCUGGCCUCGACAAACACCAUCAUCACACUCCCAGAUGACACCCUCCUUCUCACACCAGCCACCGUCACUGUAUCACCGGUGACCGGCAAGAUUCUCUCCGUAGUCCGUGAAGUUUUGCCCGGGAGCUCUUUCCCCCCCAACACCACAUACAAUGACCUCAGCCCCAAGUUCCUACUCCCCGGUCUGGUAGACGCCCAUGUCCACCUCAACGAGCCGGGCCGUACCGAGUGGGAGGGCUUCAACACGGGCACUAAGGCAGCCGCCUCUGGCGGUGUCACAACCGUUAUCGACAUGCCGCUCAACGCCAUCCCGCCCACCACCACCCUAGCAGGGUUCCAAGAGAAGCUUCGUGCUAGCCAGGGCCAAUGCUGGGUCGACGUGGGCUUCUACGGAGGUGUCAUCCCCGGCAACGCAGGCGAGCUGCUCCCGCUGGUCGAGGCUGGUGUGCGUGGCUUCAAGGGUUUCCUUAUCGACUCUGGUGUGGAUGAGUUCCCAGCCGUGUCCUCCAAAGACAUCGCCUUGGCCAUGACCACACUCAAAGACUCCCCCACCACCUUGAUGUUCCAUGCCGAGAUGCUCCCCCCCAUCACCGAGUCUGUGGGCGAUUACGUCCAAAUCUCUGACCCACCUCUCGCCCCCAAAGGCGAUCUCUUCAGCUACAGCACCUUCUUGGAGUCUCGCCCCCCAGCCUUUGAGACGUAUGCCAUCGAGGAGAUCGUCUCCCUGGCCGAGCUGGCACCCAAGCUGCACCUCCACAUCGUCCACCUCUCCGCCGUAGAGGCGAUCCCCAUCCUCCGCAAUGCUCGCAAGGAAGGCGUCAACAUCACGGCCGAGACAUGCUUCCACUACCUCGGCCUCGCGGCAGAUGACAUUGAAGACGGCGACACCCGUCACAAGUGCUGCCCUCCCAUCCGGUCGCAGACCAACCAAGACCGACUGUGGGAGGAGAUUGUUGAGGCGCAAGGGGAGGGGUGCAUCAAGACUAUUGUUUCUGACCACAGCCCUUGCACGCCAGAGCUGAAGCUGCUGCCUCCGCAUCUUCAGACGGUGGAUGAUGAUUCGCUGAGGCCGAAUAUGCAUCACUCCGACUCGGGUGUUGAUAUGACUUUGCCCUCUGAUCAAACCCACGACAAGUCUUGCUCCCACGCCUCCUCCCGGCCAGAGCUGAAGCCGACGGAUUCAGGCGUGGUGAUGACUCUUGCGUCGGAAACCCCCUCCCCCAUCGAGGAGCAGCCCACCAACCCCCUUUCCACCACCACUGCUACCACAUGCUGCGCCGACACAACCCACCACCCCAACCCCGCCCCCCAACAACGUCUCCUCCCCAUCACAAACACCAACCAAGGCGACUUCUUCGCUGCCUGGGGCGGUAUUUCCUCUGUCGGCCUUGGUCUUCCCAUCCUGCACACCAUCGCCACUGACAGAGCCGCUCACGGGUUACCGGCGCCGGAUCUGGUGGACAUGGUCAGGAUGUGCUCGCAGGCCACGGCGCAGCAGGUGGGGCUGUAUCACCGCAAGGGCGCGAUCAAGGUCGGGCACGACGCGGAUUUCUGCGUGUUUGAUAGCGAGGAGAGCUGGGUGUUGAGGAGCGGGGAGAUGAGGUGGAAGAAUAAGGUGUCGCCGUGGGAGGGGAGGCAGUUUGUUGGACGGGUGAGGGAGAGUUGGGUUAGGGGGGAGAAGGUAUUCCAGCUUGGCGCCGUGGGAGGGGGGUUUGUCGGGGGGAAGCCGAGGGGGGAGGCGAUUGUUGAGAGGAGGACUGCUUAA
Molecule: messenger RNA, 1806 nt
Organism: Podospora pseudopauciseta
Lineage: Eukaryota; Fungi; Ascomycota; Sordariomycetes; Sordariales; Podosporaceae
Gene: DAL1
Product: Allantoinase
Exons: 2
Coding region: 1-1806 (601 amino acids)
Biological process (GO): purine nucleobase catabolic process
Cellular component (GO): cytoplasm
Molecular function (GO): allantoinase activity
Source: RefSeq, a predicted model, not a curated record